This is a messenger RNA of Linum tenue, 69 nucleotides long. Lineage: Eukaryota; Viridiplantae; Streptophyta; Magnoliopsida; Malpighiales; Linaceae. The record is from the annotation of a GenBank genome assembly.
AUGAUACACAUUGUUUCAACUUUCGCGAAGGAGAGUGCACCAUCACACUCAAGGACGUCGCCAUCCUAA